Messenger RNA from Phlebotomus argentipes, 1114 nucleotides. It is a transcript of the gene Ccm3, whose product is annotated as programmed cell death protein 10. Gene Ontology annotation, cellular component: FAR/SIP/STRIPAK complex; Golgi apparatus. NCBI's taxonomy places the organism in Eukaryota, Metazoa, Arthropoda, Insecta, Diptera, Psychodidae. The coding region runs from base 126 to 758 and encodes 210 amino acids. The transcript has 4 exons. The record is from RefSeq and is a predicted model, not a curated record. Gene Ontology annotation, biological process: regulation of Golgi organization; positive regulation of MAP kinase activity. Gene Ontology annotation, molecular function: protein kinase binding.
UCUGGAUUUUCUUUGGCCUUUCGCUGUUAAAGUGAAAAAUUCGCCUAUUUCCUGUAUUUCGUCUUCAUGUGAAGUGGCUAGAAGUGUGCUUUAGAGUGUUGUGAAUCAUAAUAUUGCUGAGGAAAAUGACCAUGGGUGACGAAACGCCAGUAACAUCGCUGAUUCUGCCUGUUUUGAUACGCCCCAUCUUGUCACAGCUGGAGAGGCGCGACGUGGUGGCUUCGCAGACACUGAGAGCCGCGCUCACGAAGGCAGAGCAGACACACCCGGGCCUCACGUAUGACCUGGUGAUGGGCAUCAUGCGCAAGGGUGAAAUCAGUGUGAACAUGAACGAGAGCAUCCUGCGACUCCAGGGCGCCGCCUCGGAUUCGGACCUCAUUGAGUAUCGCCUCAAUCGCACGGAAGACGCCUUCCAGGAGCUGAACAAGAAGUCCGCGUCGCUGAAGCGCAUCCUCAGCCGAAUACCCGACGAGAUCACAGACAGGAAGACCUUCCUGGAGACAAUAAAAGAGAUCGCCAGUGCCAUCAAGAAGCUGCUGGACGCUGUAAACGAGGUCGUGGGCUUCAUUCCGGGCACUUCGGGGAAGCAAGCGGUGGAGCAGAGGAAGAAGGAGUUUGUCAAGUACUCGAAGAAGUUCAGCACGACGCUCAAAGAGUACUUCAAAGAGGGCCAGGCGAACGCCGUGUUUAUCAGUGCUCUUUACCUGAUUCACCAGACAAAUCAAAUAAUGAUCACCGUGAAGAACAAGUGCGAAUGAAAUUCGACUGCUGAGGGAGGAAAAGACAAGCGAGAAACAGAUGCCAAGCAGUGAACUUGAUUUGACAUUUUGUAAGCGUUAAGUAAUAUUGAUAGAAGAAGAUUUCUCUUAUUAUAGGUGUUAAUAAUCCACAAGGGCAACUUAAUGAUAUAAUUUUUGGUAUUUAGAGGCAAAAUAUUUGUCCGUCAGACAAUUUAUUGUCCACGAAUUGACAUAGCGUAAGUGUAGAUAGUGAAGAAAGUAUUUUGAAAAAAUGUAUAGUAACAAAUGAGUUCUUAUUGUAUUUCGUUAUAAUUUCACCCAUGAAGUAUUUGUGUUAUAAAAAAAAUCUAUGAAGCGUAUAUAAAGUAAACUUU